UGAACGGCUAAGUGCGCGUCACACAGCGUCCGUUCAUUGUUAUAAAUCAUAGGCAGUUAUAUUGUCGUCGAUUCGUUCGCGUCCACACUCAUUUUUCUGGAAUGAUGUCAUCCGCCUCAAUAAAAUCUUACGUUACGACAUCUGAAACAAUGAUUACCAUACUACUGUUGUUGGCUAUGCUACACACCGGUUUGACGGCCAUCGCUGGAUACGAAGAAGUGGAAAACAAAUUCCUUACAAAAUUAGGUUUAAACCAAAGACCUGUGGUAGAGAAAAAUUUGAAGAUACCAUCUGCCACAAUGGAGCUGUAUAAUUCUAUGGCAAAUGCAAUGACAACACAUUUUCCUCUUCCUGGUUUGCACACAACUUCCGCUAACACUGCUAAGACAUAUUACAAUAAAGGAUCAGCUCCAUUAAAUGCUAAAUCUAAAAAAUAUAGGCUACAGUUCGAUAUAGACUUUAUACCAGAAAAAGAACAGAUUAAAGCUGCUGAAGUUCGUUUUACUAUGUUAUACGAUAAAGUUCUACAAAAUGAAGAAUUUAUUCAUGUAAUUAUGCAUGAUAUAAUCCAGCCUGGCACGAAGGGCCUUUCAAAACCUGUUCUCAGAAUAAUCGAUUCGAAAUCAAUUAAUAUGUCAAAUGUUUCAAAGUCAGAAAGUUUUGAUGUAACGCCUUUUGUAGAAAGACUGUCGAUGAAUAAGUUUAAAGAGAACCAUGGAUUGCUAGUACAAUGCGUUACAUCUGAUAGUCAGAGACAUUUGCUCAACGUGUUUGAUAUUGUGUCACCUGAAAAGACUUUGCUACUUGUCUACACCGACGACGGAAAAAGUGAGAAGAGCACGCUGGAACAAAUGAUGCGACGCAGCAAACGGUCGGCCGUCCAACCGGGUGGGCCGCUUAAGAAGACGAAAAAGAAGAUCUGCCAGCGGUAUUCGAUGUACGUGGACUUCAAGGAGGUCGGAUUCAACGAUUGGAUUAGGGCGCCGCCGGGGUACGAUGCGUUCUACUGCCACGGGAAGUGUGCGUUUCCGUUGGCCAGUCACAUCAACGCGUCCAAUCACGCGGUCAUGCAGACGCUGAUGAACUCCUACAACCCGGCGCUGGUUCCUCUGUCGUGCUGCGUACCGACCAAGCAGAGUUCGCAAACGUUGCUCUACGUGGACGCCGAUGGAAAGUUGGUGGUGAAAAACUAUCCGGACAUGUCCGUGGACGAGUGCGGGUGUAGAUGAGGCCAUCGCAUACACAUUAUGUCACGACUACACGCGUCCUAUUCAACGAUAUCGUUGACACUGUAUAUAUCAAUGGUUCACGUUUUUUGUAUAUUAUAUUUCCGGCUAUUUAUUUAAUUCAAACAUUAACGCACACCUAACCUUUACGGCAUUGUUUACUUUAUCGUCUUAUUCUGUAAUUUGGCGUGUUCAUUCCGAAAACCAUUAUAACAGCAUUUGUUUUGGAUAUUACUUUGUUAGCUUUUA
Messenger RNA from Rhopalosiphum maidis (corn leaf aphid), 1475 nucleotides. Its product is annotated as protein decapentaplegic-like. The record is from RefSeq and is a predicted model, not a curated record. Gene Ontology annotation, molecular function: cytokine activity; growth factor activity. Lineage: Eukaryota; Metazoa; Arthropoda; Insecta; Hemiptera; Aphididae. Gene Ontology annotation, cellular component: extracellular region. The transcript is spliced from 6 exons. Bases 102 to 1229 code for a protein of 375 amino acids. Gene Ontology annotation, biological process: BMP signaling pathway; SMAD protein signal transduction.